Macrosiphum euphorbiae (potato aphid) is the source of this 267-nucleotide messenger RNA. Lineage: Eukaryota; Metazoa; Arthropoda; Insecta; Hemiptera; Aphididae. The record is from the annotation of a GenBank genome assembly.
AUGCAACUACCUAUAGUUAUUAUAGUAGUCAUAACUCAACAAUUUGGGUCAGUCAUUUCAACGGAAAUUCCAAAGCUAUUAUUUGUGAACGGCACAAGUUGUAAUAUGGUGGGACGGUUAGGAAUAGUGUCCGCGAGGAUGAUAAAGCGUAAAGGUGAUAGAUUUGAUUUAAUUUCAAAUCCGACUGGCGAUUAUCGCUUCACUUGGUUGGAAGGAUAUGACGUAUCCUUGUCCUAUUUUCGAGGAUUCGAUCCUUCUGAGUCCUGA